Molecule: messenger RNA, 1338 nt
Organism: Nipponia nippon (crested ibis)
Lineage: Eukaryota; Metazoa; Chordata; Aves; Pelecaniformes; Threskiornithidae
Source: RefSeq, a predicted model, not a curated record
AUGGGCAGAGCUCCAGAGGCCGUGUCUCAGCACGUGUUGAGAUGUCCUCCCAACAAGGGCGCGGGGAUCCGGGUUAUGGGCUGGGCCCAGCGACCGUGGAGAAGGACGGGACUGAAGCCCCCCGCCUCGGCAGCCCUCGGGGUGCUGCUGGCCCUGGCCCUGCUGGCCCUUGCCCGCCUGCCCCCAUCGCCAGACCACUCCGCCCACCUUCUGCCAGCAUCGUCCCCCCCAAACCCCCGGUGGGAGGUGGCCGUCCCCCUACCCAGGGGACGAGCCCACAACAAAAGGUCCCCCGAGCCCCCUGCUCGCCUAUGGCAGGACCGGCCCCCCAGCCGGGGCAGAAGGCAACGGUGGGGGCUGACCGGGGAUGCUCCCCUGUGGCUCUCCGAUGAUGACCUCCAGAAGAUGCAGCUGCUGGCCAACGGGCAGGUGGUCUCCAAAACCCGCAUCCCGGCCCAUGGGCAAGUCCUGCGAGUGGGGCUGCGGGCUGUGGGGGACGCUGAGGGGGACACCUCACCAGCCAGCCUGGAGGGGGACUGCCAGGACAGGCACUGUGGGCUCAUCAAGCGCCCUGGGGACCUCUACGAGGUGCUGGCUUUCCACCUGGACAGGGUGCUGGGACUGAACCGCAGCCUGCCUGCCGUGGCCCGGCGCUUCACCAGCCACCUCCUGCCCUACAGCUACACUGACGGCUCCCCACGGCCCAUCAUCUGGUGGGUGCCCGACCUCCAGCACCUGAAGGAUGCCAACAAUGACCAGAACUCCUGUGCCCUGGGGUGGCUGCAGUACCAGGAGAUGCUGCAGCCCUGCAGACUGACGCUGGUGGCCGGGGACGGUCCCUGCUCCAGCAUCCCGUGCGGCGAGUGGAGCCGCUUGGCCCUCUUCGACUUUCUCCUGCAGGUUCACGACCGCCUGGACCGCUACUGCUGUGGGUUUCAGCCCGAUCCCUCCGAGCCCUGCGUGGAGGAGAGACUUCACGAGAAGUGCCGAAACCCAGCGGAGCUGGUCCUGGUCCACAUCCUGGUCCGGAAGAGUGCGCCGUCCCGCCUGGUGUUCAUUGACAAUGCAGGCAGGCCACAGCACCCUGAAGAGAAGCUCAACUUCAGGCUUCUGCAAGGCAUAGACAGCUUCCCGGCGGCGGCGGUGGCCACGCUGCGGUCGGGCAGGUUGCAGAGCCUGCUGCUGGAGUCGCUGCGUGUGGACCGGGAACUCUGGGAGAGCCAGGGCGGCGCCGAAGGCCUGAGACCCCUACUUCGGACCAUCGACCGGCGGGCACGCAUCCUGCUGCGAUACAUCCAGGAGCACAACCUGACAGUGUUCGGGGACUCACCCCGCUGA